Messenger RNA from Penicillium soppii, 732 nucleotides. RefSeq names its product mitochondrial 37S ribosomal protein uS11m. The transcript has a single exon. The record is from RefSeq and is a predicted model, not a curated record. Lineage: Eukaryota; Fungi; Ascomycota; Eurotiomycetes; Eurotiales; Aspergillaceae. Gene Ontology annotation, biological process: translation; ribosomal small subunit assembly; maturation of SSU-rRNA from tricistronic rRNA transcript (SSU-rRNA, 5.8S rRNA, LSU-rRNA). The coding region runs from base 1 to 732 and encodes 243 amino acids. Gene Ontology annotation, cellular component: ribosome; mitochondrial small ribosomal subunit. Gene Ontology annotation, molecular function: small ribosomal subunit rRNA binding; mRNA 5'-UTR binding; structural constituent of ribosome.
AUGAGCUCCCUUUCCUUGAGUGCGUUGGCCAAGGCAUUGCCGUCGGUAUGCCGCCAAUCUCAACCUCGAAUUGCCUCCUUAGGUAUUACACGUCCGUUCUCGGUCUCAAGCUUCCAACAAGACAGUGGCCGGUCCACGCGCGAGGCCGAGCGCGAUAGCAAGAAAAGUGACAUGGAGAGGCAAAUCCUGAACCGUGAACCGGAGACGUCUUCCGAUUAUUCGUCGCCGCUUUCUGCAAUCACAAGAAUGAUGCAGGGUGACAGGUCAGGCUCACCAGCUGCGCGCAGUGGCUCCGAAUACUCCAGAAUGGCUGAAAGCCUUGAAUCCGACCUGAUCAAGAACCCUUACGCCGACCGAGCUCCUCCUCACCACCUCCACGUCUACUGCCACAAGCACAACACAAUUAUCACCUUGACACGGCCAAAUGGCAAUCCCCUGUUGUCCCUUGGAUGUGGUCAAAUCGGUUUCCGCAAAGCUGGCCGCUCCGGCUUUGACCCUGCAUACCAGUUGUCUGCACACGUCAUGUCCCAGAUCCAAGAAAAGGGCUUCCUGAUGGAUAUUGAACGCUUGGAGAUUGUGUUCCGUGGAUUUGGAAAGGGUAGGGAAGCAUUCACCAAGGUGCUCCUGGGCAACGAGGGCAAACUCCUACGGGGACUUGUUGCGCGAGUGACUGACUCCACCCGACUCAAGUUCGGUGGUACUCGCAGCAGACAUGAGCGUAGACUGGGUUGA